AUGAAAGCAUCCCGACUCUCGCAAGAAGACCGAAGGAAGAAAUCAAACAACUCUUUAUUUCAAGAGAAGUUCAAAGAAAAAAUUAGCAUUGUAAAUAAGGAUGGAACGACUACAAAAGUAACAACAGGAGAAAUUGAGAAGAUUAAUACAACAAAACAAAACACAGCAAAUUCAUCAAACUCAUCAAAAUAUUCUUCACGAGUUUCAAGUUCAAAAACGUCUCUAACUGAAAAAUUAGAAAACAUAACCUCUCCCUUUAAACCCUUGUACAAAAUACCAAAUUCACCCACAGUUCAACAACCAAAAAUUGCAACAGGAUCUGUUGAAGAGACACAUGUUCUGGUUUUAAGUCACUCUCAGGAUGAUAUGUCGAAUCCUCCAUCAACCGGCGAACUAUCUGACUACAGAAAAGAUCAAGAUAAUAAUAAUAGAACAGAAACCCCUUCGUCAUAUUAUUCUUCAAGAGAGAGCACAGCAUCUUCAAGUCGAAGAAGGAAAAAACCAAUUAUCACAGCCAAACAAUUUCAAUCAAUGAUUGGAGAGAUGAAAAAACAAAAUAUUACAUUAGAUAGUAGCAAUAACGAAAUUACUCUCACAGGGUUGAAGAAAGUUCAACCAUUACCAAUUGAAAAUUUGUGUACCUUUGAAAACAAUAGUUGUGACAUCUCUGAUAUUGGAAGUCCUAUUUCUUCCCAUCCUUCGUUGAGAAAUAAUUCAUACUCAGCAAUUCAUGGAAUAUCUACAAAGAAAGACGACGACGAUUUUGAAGAACAAAACCAUCACCAAUCUAACGGUUAUGCAACAAAGCAAAAAAGAGAAAUUACCUACAAACCCUAUAGCUUAGAAGAUUACAACAAAAUCCAAAAACAGGGUUAUAUCAAACUUGGAGGCCUGGGAGCAGAUUUACAUAAUGAAAAGCUUAUUGAAAAAAAAGAAAAGAUCAAUAAGAUCAAAGAAUAUGCAAAAGAGAUUGCUCAAAUUAACAACAGCAAAAUUUCCAAACAAAAAGCAGAGGGAAAACCCCCAUUUAAGUCAAAAACUCCCGAAGAACCCUCCUCCAGAGAAAAAGCAAAAGAAUUCGCGUCGAAAAUUCCAAAACCAAAGUCAAAGCGUCAAUCGCAGAGAGCUGAGAAGGAAAAUGACGAGCCUCAACCUCUUACAGAGCUCGAAAUGCUCGAACUGCAACAUGAAAAAGACAGAGAAUGGCUUAAAAAAGAGUUUUCAAUUCGAUAA
Naegleria fowleri is the source of this 1233-nucleotide messenger RNA. RefSeq lists its product as uncharacterized. The transcript is spliced from 2 exons. Gene Ontology annotation, biological process: axoneme assembly. NCBI's taxonomy places the organism in Eukaryota, Heterolobosea, Eutetramitea, Acrasida, Naegleriidae. The record is from RefSeq and is a predicted model, not a curated record. Bases 1 to 1233 code for a protein of 410 amino acids.